AUGUUCCAUCAACAAGGAGAUGAUGUUGAUUACGUAGCAGAUGAACAUGAAAUGGAAGAACUAGAUGUUUUUAUUGAUGAGUUCCAAGACAUAGACUUGGAUGGCUUUGAUUCGGAUAAUUAUAGAAUGAAAGAUAUUUCGGCUGUUGAUGUGAGGAAUGGCAGAGAUAUUCAAGGGAUCCCCUGGGAAAGGGCUAUCGUAACCAGGGAGAUACGUAGGCAAAGAAGGCUACAAGAAUAUCAGAACUACGAAAAUAUUCCUCAAUCUGAUGAGACAUCAGAAAAGGAGUGCAAAACCACAAAGAAAGACGGUUUAUACUAUGAUUUCAGAUAUAAUGCAAGUUCCGUUAUACCAACGUUCUCUCACACUCAGCUGAGGAAUAUGAUCUCCGCAACUUCUAAGCAUGAUGUGUACCUACUAUCACAUUUUUCUCUCAUGCAUUGGUCAUCCUUGACCUGCGUGAAAACUGACAUUCUUGAUUUAUCAGGGCAUGUAGCGCCAUGUGAGAAACAUCCUGAAAGCCAUUCAGAGGGAUUUACACACACCGAAGUAAGCACUCUCGCUGUGAAUGAUAAGUUGCUUGUUGCUGGUGGAUUACAAGGAGAACUUAUCGUCAAGUAUUUAGAUAAGCCUGGAGUUUGCUUUUGUUCUCAACCAACGUAUGAUGAUGAUGCCAUUACCACUGCUAUUGAGAUUAAAAACACUGUCAGUGGUGCACUUCAUUUUUUCGCUUCAAAUAAUGAUUGUGGAGUUAGAGAUUUCGAUAUGGAGACAUUCCAACUGUUUAACCAUUUCCAUUUACCCUGGCCAGUGAAUCAUACAUCAGUCAGCCCUGAUGGUAGGCUUCUCAUAGUAGUUGGGGAUGAUCCCGAAGGAAUGUUGGUUGACUCCAGGAAUGGAAUGGCUCUUUCUCAUUUGUCUGGACAUGUGGACUACUCAUUUGCAUCAGCGUGGCAUCCUGAUGGCCGAACUUUUGCAACUGGGAACCAGGAUAAAACGUGCAGAAUAUGGGAUUGUCGGAACUUGUCCAAGUCAGUCACUGUUUUGAAGGGAAACCUUGGAGCUAUUCGGUCAAUCAGCUACACGUCUGAUGGCAGAUUUAUGGUUAUGGCAGAGUCUGCAGAUUUUGUCCAUGUUUUUGAUGUUAAAAGUGGAUAUGAGGUGGAGCAAGAAAUUGAUUUCUUCGGUGAGAUAUCAGGAGUGUCUUUUAGUCCCGAUACAGAGUCCCUUUUCAUUGGCUUGAGGAAUCGCACAUUUGGUAGCCUCCUUGAGUUUGGACGACGACACAACUAUUCAUACCUUGAUGCAAUGAUAUGA
Molecule: messenger RNA, 1317 nt
Organism: Solanum stenotomum
Lineage: Eukaryota; Viridiplantae; Streptophyta; Magnoliopsida; Solanales; Solanaceae
Exons: 9
Coding region: 1-1317 (438 amino acids)
Molecular function (GO): protein binding
Source: RefSeq, a predicted model, not a curated record